AUGGAGACGAGACUGCGGCAGGUGCCGCCGGAGGACGACGAGGUGCGAGAAGAGCUCGCGUUGGUGGUGCCAGCAGCGGAGGUGGUGGAGGCGCUGCGGGAGCAGCUGCUGCCGCAACUCCCCUUUGGCCAGGUUUUGAGUGCCUACGUCAAUGCCACCCCGCUCGACACCCUCCGCCAGUGUACCCGCUGGAGCCUUCUGUGGCGAACCUAUGGCGCGGACGGGGAAGGUCAACUUACAGCGGCCUUGUGCCAAGACCUGAGGGAUCGCCGACUGGCGGUGUUCGGCGAGCCGACAGCUGUGGAGACGCUUCUGAUGGCUUGUCCGGGCAUUGCGCGUCGAGACGCAUUUACGGAUACCGGUGAGGGCGUCUUCCACGGCGUCGACGACAGGCUGGACGUGGGCAACAUCAUCUACGACGACCCGUACGACGGUUGGGUGCUCCAGGACGAAGCCGUGUUCAACCAGGUUCAGCUCAAGGCUUUGAGCCCUGGUCUGUAUGAGGAUGUGAUACACGAAGAGGACGCGGAGUUGAUCAACAGCAAAUGGCCCUACAGCUCGGCUACCAGCCUUGCCACCAUCCUGGACUGCAUACGCAGCCGUCCAUCAGCCUGCAUCCGCAAGCGAAAUGAAGAAGGCGAAGACGAGCCGAUUGCUUGGAGUCUCGUUCGAGUUGAAGGGCAAGUUGGGAUGACCUACACGGCAGAGGCUUUUCGAGGGCAGGGCCUAGCCAAGCGCGUCGUCGUGCAGCUGUGCAAGAAGCUGCUAGAGCUGCGAGACCCCAAGCUCAGGUGCUCAACCGGUGACAACCACAGCACGCCCUGGACGCCCUACUGCUACAUUGACGCCGAUAACAUUGCGUCCUCUAGCAUGUUCGCAUCGUUGGGGUUCAAGAAGGUGGGCACCUUCCGGUGGAUCAAGGUCUGA
Molecule: messenger RNA, 927 nt
Organism: Acanthamoeba castellanii str. Neff
Lineage: Eukaryota; Discosea; Longamoebia; Acanthamoebidae
Exons: 6
Coding region: 1-927 (308 amino acids)
Molecular function (GO): acyltransferase activity, transferring groups other than amino-acyl groups
Source: RefSeq, a predicted model, not a curated record